UAUAGAAGAGGACUACCAUAUAUAAAUGACCGCAACCAGCCAUGCUGCUCGUCAAUUCAACUUCAUUGCUCCACCUUCUUGAAGCUCAUCACCGAUUUCUACACUCGCUAAUUCUAACAAGUGAUGUAUACCACUUCGCCUGCUAAUCCAAAUCGAAGAUGGCUUCUGCUUCUUACAAAAAGUCCACCGCUGAAUCGAAGGUCGCUCGAAAGUAUAACUAUGUUUUGGCGCCACAGUUCACAAUCGGUUUCUGCACUCCUAUUGGCCGCUGGAGCUAUUGUUCUCAUACUCAUACUCAUUAGUGCCUCUCGGGCUUGUCUGUUCAUACUGCGGCGUGUUCGAUCGCGUAGAACUAAGCAAAUAGACGCUCCCACCACGAUGAGAUCUUCGGGAUUUUCGUUUGAUCUAAUCCAACGUAGUCUUCAGCACUGUGCAGAAAAGGAUAAGAAAGAUGCAGCCCAGAAGCCAGAGACUGCGCACACUAGCAAGGAGAUACCCGACUUUCAGCUGGACGAUUUUUCAUGGAACAGAAGAACGAGAAAAGAUACCAACAUGCUCGAGGCAGUAAUCAAAGAAGCCUAUCCUUGCAUCACAGUCACCGACGUUCAGAACCAGACAACAUCAGUGGACACUACCUUAUCAAUAUAUUCUCUGCAUCCAAUAGUAAUUCUCAGUGAUUGGUCACCUCCAACGAGCCCAACAAAUCCGGCAAGUCAACAAGAAACUCUCCGCCAGUAUCCGGACUGUGGGGUUUGAAUGAACCACGCCGCGGUAAGCAGCCAAGAGUGGAAAGUGUAACAAUAUUGAAAACCUCGAAUUUGGAACGGUAAAACGUUGGAAAAGAAGUCCCAGGAUCAAGAUACACCAUGUGGGGAACUGAGUAUGAUGGCAUGUUGGGCGUGUGCGGAAUGAUUGUGUGCAGUUUUCUGGAGAUAUCCUGAAAUAAUUUUUUAUCGUCGAGAACAACAUAAUCUUGAUAUGAUUUAGAAGUGCUUUGUGUGUGGCAAACAUAGGGAUCGAUUCUUUAUGUAAUCCAUUGGCUGAACAACUUGUAAGAAUGCAAUCUGGAAUAUGCCUAAUAUAAGUUAUAAUCAGUGAUUAGAACA
Melampsora larici-populina 98AG31 is the source of this 1106-nucleotide messenger RNA. RefSeq lists its product as uncharacterized. The transcript has 4 exons. The coding region runs from base 124 to 756 and encodes 210 amino acids. The record is from RefSeq and is a predicted model, not a curated record. NCBI's taxonomy places the organism in Eukaryota, Fungi, Basidiomycota, Pucciniomycetes, Pucciniales, Melampsoraceae.